Bactrocera oleae (olive fruit fly) is the source of this 5663-nucleotide messenger RNA. RefSeq names its product spargel (gene srl). Gene Ontology annotation, cellular component: nucleus. Gene Ontology annotation, biological process: positive regulation of transcription by RNA polymerase II. Gene Ontology annotation, molecular function: RNA binding; transcription factor binding. Lineage: Eukaryota; Metazoa; Arthropoda; Insecta; Diptera; Tephritidae. The record is from RefSeq and is a predicted model, not a curated record.
UAGUCCUCUGAAAAGAGAACGUAUCAGAGAACGUAUAUCAUAAACGUUCUGUGGUAUAAUGCACACGGAACACAGCAUUUUUUUCGAUUUGUCAAAUCUUAUUUCUCCACGUGCUUACCUCAAACAAUUUUGACAUUUCGUUUAAUUGUGCAAUUUCGCGAUUUUCUAUACACACACACGUGGACAGGCAUUGCCCCUCAGUUUUGCACAAGAAAUUAUUAUGGGAUAUUGUGAUAUUCACAUAUGUCUCACUUGCGCAUUUACGUUUGUGUGUGUGUGAAGAGAAGUGAAGCAACUGUCAAAAACGCCUUGUUUAAAACAUCGAAAUACAAGUGAAUUAACCACCGUUGCUGUCGCGCGGCCACGUGAAGAAUUUGUUCGUUUAAUAGCCGUGUGUUUCAUCCAUAUUGUAGCAAAUUGAUAAAACCUUUGAAAAUAAAUAUACAGCUGCAAAUUAUUGAAUUGAAAAUCUAAAAUAGUGAAUUCAGUAACAGAAAUAUUUAUAUCUCGCCGGUAUGUGAGAGCAUUGUGAGGUUAAAAUCUCGAAAGCGGGCGCGGAAGCUAAGCACUAAAGCAAAAGCACUGGCGAGCACGUUGUUGAAUUGAUAUCAAUCGCAUGGGAUAUUUUAAAUAUAAGAAAGUUUUUAAAGGAAACUAAUAUUUUUAGAAAUAAAAUAUUAAGUUUAAAGUACAACAUAACGGGGUUUUAAAUAGAGUUCAUUUACAAUUUGCGAAAAAAUGGAUUCACGGCUUUUGAACGUGUUUCACGAUGAUCCGUUCGACGGCAGUUACACACAACUUAAUACAGACUUUUGGUCUAGUGAAAGCGACACAAUGGGACAACUUACGGAGACAUUGAAUGGAAUUUUGCCCAUAGCUGCAGAUGCUGAGCACGAUGCUGACAUUUACAAUAACGCUAUGCUCGCAACAGAAGAAACUUUUCGGAUAGCAAAUAAAAGAGAUGUUGUUACGAAUUUCCAAAAUAAAGAGUUGCUGAUUUAUGAUGAUUUUGCGCAGCAUCAAUUGCCCGCGGAUGGCGGUAUCGAAAUCAUUACUGUCGAUCCAAACUCAUUAGACUCAGAUUCAGAGGAUUCAAACGAUGAUAAUAAUUUGUCAAGCAACGGAGACAAAAAUAUCGUUUUGAAUUAUGCAGACUUCGACGAUAAUCAAAGUCAAUACAGUGAAGCCACCUUUCGAACGCGCACUGAUAGUUCUUCGAUUGGUGACUAUGAAUCACAUACAAGCGACUAUGAUGAUAGUUCAGAUGAAGAAGACGUUGCGGGAGACAUGAUAAACAAUCAGCAUGUUGAUAUAAAUGGGGACAAGAAACCUGACGCACUGCUAUUAGGCGUAGAUGAAAUUCCAGACUUAACAGUAGGUCUACUCGCUGCUGACGGUAUAGAUUUAGACACAAGCUUUCAGUUACCCUUGGAAGAUAUUGCAGCAGGCAAUAAAAAUCGUACUAUGAGCACGAACACCAUCGGCUCCGAUGUAGAUGUAAAUAAUUUCGACUUAGCGGAAUUUAUAACCAAUGACGAUUUAACAUUAACUGUACCAAAAGUGAAUACACAAAUUAUUAAUAAUGUAACACAGACUAAUACAGCUGUACAAACAAAACGCUUAGCAGCAAUACCUGUUAAAACUAAUAUCGACUCAGAUUCCGAUGCUGAAUCGGAUGUCAUUGUCGAUAUUGAGACUGUAGAUGUAGAUAUGGAAAAAUCUUUGUGGAAAAUGGCAACUGGAAAUGCUGUUGCAACAGAAGAUAAUGUUGUAAACGAUAUCACAUAUGAGGAUAAUGUAAAAACGGAUCCGUCCUGGAGUCCAAAACCCACAAAAAAGCAGGAAAAUAUGCCAAAAGAGACAAAACCGCGACCAACUACCACAAUAAUUGCUCCAAUUCAACCUACAAAUAAUGCGUCAAAUACACGAAACUUCACAAUUGUACCAAACAAGCGCCAAUGUGACAUACUUAAAGGCAAAUCUAGCGCAAAUAAAAAUAAGUCAACUUCGAAGCAGAACGUUGGCAAAUUCUCUGCUCAGAAAGGACCAGAAGCCACAACAGGCAAUGCAUCCAAGGCUGGUUCACUUACAUGCCGGGUGGGUGUGGGUCAAGGCGGUAAAAAUUUGGCUUUGCUUUCACAAAAUUUCUCAGUAAAUGAUUGUAAAGUAGAAAAUAAUAAAAAUACAGAAGCAGCAGUAGAAAACCCGAAUAUAAUACAGGCUACUGUGCAAGAGAAACAAGUCAUGCCCAACGAAAGUGAAAAAGGAGAAGUUGGAGAACGUACCAAAUUGGCAGUCAAACGUAAAUUGAAUUUAGAAGAAUAUAAACUGCGACGAGGAGACAAAAAAAUGUCAAGCCAGACUGAAAGCAAUACGGCGUCAACAGAAACUCAAGCCAGUGCAUGGAGCAUACAAGUGAAACAUAGUCAGGAAGUAACCACCGUUGUGAAAACGCUUAGAAAUCAGAAUAAUCAAAAACAACCUAUCGAUCCUAUAACCGAGGCUAAAAAUAAGGUAUUACGCAUGCAGGAGUUGAAACGAGCUCAGCAAUUAAAAAUUAUAGAUUCCACAAUAUCAGCCAAAGUUCCGCGUGUCACAAAAUUACCACCACUCAAGGACAUUGUUAAGGGCACCUACUGUGGCGGCAAAGACCGUCAUAAUGAAACUUGCACUGGCUCAAAGUUACACUCCGACUAUGAGGAACUGAUUAUCGUAUCUGCUGGCAGUAAUACUGAUAUCAGUAUACCACCGCUUAAUAUGCUACCAAUUAAUACUUGCGAACGCUCACUUUUAAAAUCAUCUGCAUUGUUGUAUAGUAUGCCUAGUGGACUACCUUCGAGUAGCUCAUUGAUUGCCAGCAUACAGGAUGUUGUUGUACAAAAGGUUGUGGGACCGGAAAAGUCCAAUUUGUCGAAUGGUGUCACAACACCGGUUUGCCAGAAAACACAGAAAGAAGCUGAACAGCAUGGCGAAGAUAAGGUUAUUAUGCAUCUGCGCAAAGAUAGAAUACGACCACGUACAGUCAGUAUGGCCAUACAGACAGAUCCGCAGCCAGGCUUUACGCGUCUGCCGCCAAUAUCUCAUAAGCAGCGUGCUGAACGAAAUUAUCGGAAGCAUAGCGGCGGCAAAGCCGUUGUAGAUGAUACCGAUAGUGAUGCUUCGUGUGACCGCACUUAUAAUCGCCAUCGCAAUCGUAGUCGUAGUCAAAUUAAUCGUUCGCGUAGUCGUUCGGUGGAAAGCUUGGCGUCGUCAACGGAACGUAGUGUUAAUGCACGUCAGUGUGAUAUGGCCGGUGGAUAUUCGUCGCGAAGUAGUCGUCGGCAUCGAAGUUCCAUAAGUUCUUCCUAUUCUGAGUCGGGGCGUAUGUCGCGUAAUACACAACGCCAACCGCGUACCAGCUACAAGAAACGUACAAAAAAAUAUGCGCGUAAUUCAUCGGCAUCCUCAUCAUCAUCUUCUUCGGAUAGAUCUGAUCGCAGUCGAAAUCGUAGUCGCAGCCGCAGUCCAUACUAUCGGCGUUCAUAUUCCAGAUCACGUUCACGCUCGCGUUCCAUUUCAGCUGCUAGCAGCCGCUUCAGAAAGCCAGGUGGAAACAAGAAUUUCCCCAGCAAUAAUGUUUCACAGCCAGCUGUUGAAGAGCGCCGCAUAGUUUAUGUGGGACGUAUUGAAGAAGAAACCACUAAGGAGAUGUUGCGCCGAAAAUUCUUACCUUAUGGCACUAUCAAACAAAUUUCGAUACACUACAAAGACACGGGCAUGAAAUACGGUUUUGUAACAUACGAGCGUUCACAGGACGCGUUUACCGUUAUAGAUAGUAGUGCACGAGAUCCCACAAUCAAUAUGUACGACAUUAGUUUCGGCGGCAGGCGUGCUUUUUGCCGCUCUUCAUACGCUGAUUUAGAUAAUGCCGGCAUUAAUACAUAUCAUUCGAUUGUAUUUCCGAAAGUGGAAGCACCACCCAAGGAGGAAGAUUCCUUUGAAGCGCUGUUGCAGAAAGUCAAAGCGAAAAUGAGCGCUAAUAAAGCGGGCGGUGGGGCGAAUACCAACAAAGCAUGACGUCGACAAUGGAAAACAAACGCAAUAAAUUGUGGUCAACUUCUAUCUAUAGUGGCGUAUGUAGUUGAUUUAUAUUAUAUAUAGUUUGUUGUAUGCUAAAACAAUUCCAAAUUGAAAUACCGUUAUGUUUAUAAGUAUGCAACACAGGAUCCUAUCUUUAUUUUUCUAUUAAAUAUACUUUUUAAAUUAAGUUUAGUUUGUAUAACGUAUAUUUUUUUUAUUGAAUUGCUAAAUUUAUAAUAUAUAUAUAUAUAUAUAUAUAUAUACAUAUUUAUAUAUAUGAAGAUAUCCGUGCUUGAAUAAUAUAUAAUUCAGCGUAGUACUGAUGAUUACCUAUUAGCUGCAAUGACAUGUGAAGAAAAUUAGUAUAAACAAGCACUGGACACAUUAUUGAACUGAAUGUAUAUAUAAAGUUUUGAAAAUGAUAAACUUAAGAACAAAAUAUGCUUGCACACAAGCAGCUAGCGUUUGUGGUAUAUAGUCAUUUCUCAGCGUGCAUUGUUGGCUAAUAAGCAAUGUGAUAAUAGAAGCCACAGUCAUUUAUUGCAAAUAAGUUGAACUACUUUAUAUACGAAAUGAAAGAAAAAACCGUAUUCGAAACAAUAAGUUACAUAGCUAUUGUAUAUGUAUGAAAAGACAACAAAAUGAAUUUAACGCAAACGCAGAAGACCAUAGUUAAAGCUGAUAUAUAUACAUAUAUAAAAAUUGUGAGUUUUUACCGUUACCAUUACACAAUGAAUUUAUUUGUAAAUUUUGUACAUUUGUAAACAACAACAAAACAACAAACAAAUAAACCCAACUAUUUAAAAGCAAAAACAAAAAACAAAAACACCACUCAAACUAUUUACACAAACGUACAAAUGUAUGGCAUGAAACGAAGAGAAAUUAAACUGUUGAUAUAUAACCCUGAUAUUAGUUGUAAAAAAAAAUAUGCACUCUUUAAAAUUCUUUUAAACAAUUUCUAUCUACCUGUUUGUAUUCUAUUAAUUGUAAGUAAAUACAUUUUAAUUUCAUUAGAGAAAUACUUAGUGCGGGCGGUCACGUGUCAACGUUCACUUCCCGAAAUAAUAACAACAAACUGCUAAGAAAUAUUUAAAUAAUUACGCAAGAUAAGCAAGCUGUGUUUGCUUCCAAUUGAUUUACUGUAACUAUAUUUAAAAUAAUGUUAUUGCUUAAAGAAAUAUAUACUUUUUUGUAAUUGAUCUAGGGAAAGUAUAUAUUUGUAGAAGCUAUAGAAAAUAAGCAUUUUGUUAUACUGCUGCAACUUGAUGUGUUAACUACAUACAUAUAUUCUUAGUAUGCCAAAAGUGGUUGUACACAGUGUUAUGCACAUACAUACAUACAUACAUAAAUAGUUCAUAUUUCUUUAAUUUAAGCAGCCUACGUGGUUACAUUAGCAAGCCAUCAAACAAAAGCAACAAUACAAACAUACAGAAAUAUGUGCGAUUAUUUCAUGAAACAAAUUCGUUGCCUUAAAUUGAAUAUCAACAACCACACAUAUAUUUAUAAAUACUAACUAAUUGGUUAUGUUUUUUUAGUUAAAAUCUCUUAUCUUUAAGUUAAUCCGUUUGCUUUGUAUUUUUUUACUAAAUAAAUUACAAAGAAUU